AUGUUUCGAAGCCGUAGACGAGUGCCAUCAGAAGGAGCGCUCCGGGUGCUGCGCCAGCUCGCAUACAUCUCAUCUGGUACCGCAUGCGGUGCCGCCGCCCUCGUAGCAGAAGAGCGCCGCCGCCAGACGAACCUCGUUUCCAAGAUCGCCGAGAACUCGCGCCGCUUGAAACAACACCCCCGCUACCAGCAUGCCCACGCCGCUCAUCGCAGACUCGCCGACGAUGCUUCCUACGACGACGCCACAUCCCACCCCAAUGAGGCGUCUAUACCAGACGAAGACCUGGUUCCACAGGCAGAAACCUUCCGAAAUUCUCUGCUACCAUACGAGGUUGAGCGAGGAUACGCCAAACUCAACGCACACCAACCACUCAACGACGAUAAGAGCCAACCUACUCACAACCCUCGGCUGAAACAACAGACAGCCCACAAGUCAAAGGCUGACCUAUCCUUCUUGACGACCGCUCUCAAAUCCUAUGGCCCGGCCAGCGCAGUGGCCAGGUUCAACAAGCGCUGCGACAGGCUUAUUGACACUAACCAGAGAAAUACUGCCUUCGGUCUUCUCAGAGCAGCCUUCGAUCAUUUUAAACAGGAGAGCAUAAUCAUUGAUGCACUUCAAUAUGCUGCCACUCGUCUAUUCUAUUCCUACCUAGCUGAGCAGAGCUUCAAGAACUGUCGCAAGCUGUUGGAUCGUAUGGAGCAGCAAGGAUGGUCCAUCACAAACUGUCUAGACAGCCUUGCACUUGCCUGUACCGAGCCUCUUCGCUCCACAGAGUUGGUUCAGUUGAACGAAAAAUAUGGUGACAGGUUUGCUUUUCCCCAAAGCACCUAUCCUGCUUUGUGUGCAGCAUACUCGACACGGAAUCCCGAGUUCUGCGCCAUGCUGUUUGCGAAACACAUACCCAGGUCAGAUCGCCUUUCAGUGCUCCCUUCAUGUGAGUCUGCCUGGCCUGCCAUAAUCAACCACAUGUGGUCUGUCACUCACAGUUACAAUCUGGUCGACUCGCUUUUUGUCCACAUGUGCAAAUCAGUAGACCAACCGCCUCUUGCUCUCUACAAUGCAAUGAUUCAAGUUUGUCUCCAAUUUGGCAGAGUUGACCGAGCUCAUGACCAUCUCAAUACCAUUCAGCAGAGCAAACACAUGCAACCGGACGUUAUUACUUUUGGCCACUUUGUCUACAAGACUUCUUCGGAUGCCGAUUGGCCAGCCAUAGACGUCUUGAUGGCCAUGCUGGUCCGAGCAGGAGAAACGGAAGCGACUCCAGAGAAACGUACUGAUCUGUUUAUCCCUGUCCUCAAGGCAUAUGCCAGGAGUCAUCAUCCCGAAGAAGUCUGGGCUUUCGCUUUCAAAGCUAUCGACCAAUAUGGCGUUCUUCCCGAUCCACGUAUCUUGGACAUCGGUCUUGGAAACCUCAUCAGGAUUGGCCGCUUGGGAAUGAUACAACCAUGGGUCAAGAAAAUGUCAACUUACGAUCAAGGUGCACAGAUCACCUCAAAAACAGCCUUGACCAUGAUGCGGCAGUUCUACUUCGACACCAGACCCUCUCAUACCGUCUUGGUGUGGCUCUGCCGUCAUCUGACGAAUAACGUGCCAGAGUACUGGUCUCCUGGCAUCCUUACUUUGUUACGUGAGGCUGUAGCAUACGAUAUUCGAGGCUAUCGAGAGAGCCAAGCUCACAGGAGGCGGCAUGCAAUGUAUAUGCUCGACAUGUUGCAACAAGUCAACUUCGACUCGCCGAGCUUGCCAAAACCUCUCUCUUGGUAUGAGUUACAGCAGCUUACAGAACGUGACCUGACUACCGCUCCACCUUUUGAUACAAAUAUCAGUCCACAGAGUGCAAUACACGAUGAACCACGGGCGAAAACUCGGCCCGAGGAUCUGAACGAUCUGCAGCCAUUAGAGGAUGAUGAGCCAUCCGCGUAUGAUCUCCCAGAUACUGCACUCUCUACAGCUACUCGGAAGAAAUUAUCAAACGAGCACGAGAUGCUCAUGGCUAUGUCCAAAGGUCAGUACGCCCAAGUUCUGAAUUUGUACGAAAGCAGUCUGGGACAGAGUGGCUUGCCUGCUUCAUCGUAUUCUCUCGAACUGGCGAUGCAGGCCCGUACGAAGUUGCCAGACGAUGCUGGAACGCUCGGUGACUAUAUCGACACGGCAAGUGAAGCUGGUAUGGACACAAUAGCGGCAUUGAUACCGCUUCUGAACCAUCAGGUACAGAACGCUGUCGUAGGCUCGCGCAUGCAUAUCAAUGAGCUCUGCGAAACCGUACGAUCUUUCUAUGAGAACAUGGUCAAGAAUAAUGUCGCCAUCAGGCAUCACCUCGCCACGUCAGCAGCAACGGUCCUGCUUCGAAACAACAAGGCGAACGACGCAAUCCAGCUGCUCUCGCAGAUCUACCAUUCGAGAUGGGCCGAAAAAGUGCCCUUUGAUCUGCCGACCAUGACUGUAUUGCUACAAGCAUACGUCCACGUGUCUCACAGCUCGGGCGUCGAGUGGGUCAUCAAGGAGGUUCUUGCAUGGGACUAUCGCAUUGACUACGGCUUCAUGACCGUGUUACGAAAUGCAAGAAGGACAGCCGAGAGACGAGCACAAGUCGGAGGUGAUAAGGGCAUGAAUAAUCUCAGACUGUCAAGAAUGCUAGAGUAUUACGCAGACGUCUGCAGAGCAAAGCAGAAGACACAAAUCAAGCGCGCAUCACGUUUUGGAAAUCGUCUUGUCAAGGCCAUGAUCAGGCUUGCGAGACCGACAUCAACAAGAGAACCCUGGCAGCGACGAGCAGAGCGUCACGGGCUUGAUCCUGACAUGUGGUCGCAUCGUGGAACCAUGUGGCGGGUCAAGUAUCCCUACCACAAGAGAGUUCGACGACGAGGACGGAGACGGCCUUCACCUGUGGCCGAAGAAGGAAUCGAGCAAGAGCAGGUCGAGAAAGAACAAAGUGAACUAGAUUUGACAUGGUAG
Molecule: messenger RNA, 2955 nt
Organism: Aureobasidium melanogenum CBS 110374
Lineage: Eukaryota; Fungi; Ascomycota; Dothideomycetes; Dothideales; Saccotheciaceae
Exons: 1
Coding region: 1-2955 (984 amino acids)
Molecular function (GO): protein binding
Source: RefSeq, a predicted model, not a curated record